UUAUACUUUCUAUAUGUUAUAUUUUCCAAUUUGCUAACUUCUUGUUUAAGAUAGCUGUAUACAGGCUUGCAAGUAAGUCUAAAACUAAAAUUUUUCUUUUUAACUUUUAUUAGAAGAGUUAAACUGGCUUUAUAAUAACUCUCCCAGAACAUUUAUUUAUGGGGCUUUUUAUAUUUUUCUGUUUUGGAACCAAAUGCUCUUGCAUGACCACAAAAUGACUGAUAAUGGCUCAUAAAACUGAGAGCUGUUCAUCUGCAUAACUCAAGGCUGUUUAUCAUGCCUUAUAAACUCGAAUGCCUAAUAAAUGCUUUCUGAUAAUAACACAUUUAAGAAUGUGGCUCGUGCAUAUUAAGAGUAAAACUUCUAGUCCACUUCCAGCUUAGCCAUGGUAGCUAACUCGACCACUAACCCGCUGUAGCUGCUUCCUCUAGAGCUUGUGGACAAGGAUAGGAUCAAGAAUUCACAUUGAGAUGAAGAGUGAUGAGGAGACUGUUGGCAUACUUCUGGGAUUUGGUGACUUUGUCAAUAUGGUACUGGAAGAUGUCACUGAAUUUGAAAUCAUACCAGAACGAAGAAGAAUUACUGAAUUAGAUCCAAUUUUGCUAAAUGGAAAUAAUAUACCAAUGCUGGUUCCUGGAGGACAAGGACUUGAAAUAUGAAUGACUUCCUUGACUUAUGCUAGAUGCUGUUCUGUCUUGUAAUGACAACAAAAGUUUUUUUUAGUCUUUUAAUGUUUGUAUUCUGUGAAGUCAAGUUUCCCAUUAAAGGGAAGUGCUUUGAUGAUGCAUUGUAAAUGCCCAUUUUUGUAAGUUAAUCAGGAUUAUAUUGGGAAAAGAACAGUUUGUUCUUUGAAGACAAAAAUAAACAUGUUUUUGUUAACUGUCAAAAAAAAAA
Molecule: messenger RNA, 894 nt
Organism: Bubalus bubalis (water buffalo)
Lineage: Eukaryota; Metazoa; Chordata; Mammalia; Artiodactyla; Bovidae
Product: U6 snRNA-associated Sm-like protein LSm5
Exons: 1
Coding region: 471-659 (62 amino acids)
Biological process (GO): mRNA splicing, via spliceosome
Cellular component (GO): U6 snRNP; Lsm1-7-Pat1 complex; U4/U6 x U5 tri-snRNP complex
Molecular function (GO): RNA binding
Source: RefSeq, a predicted model, not a curated record